This is a messenger RNA of Ostrea edulis (European flat oyster), 2665 nucleotides long. Its product is annotated as putative ubiquitin carboxyl-terminal hydrolase 50. The record is from RefSeq and is a predicted model, not a curated record. The transcript has 17 exons. Gene Ontology annotation, molecular function: zinc ion binding; cysteine-type endopeptidase activity; cysteine-type deubiquitinase activity. The coding region runs from base 100 to 2445 and encodes 781 amino acids. Gene Ontology annotation, biological process: protein deubiquitination. Gene Ontology annotation, cellular component: cytosol; nucleus. NCBI's taxonomy places the organism in Eukaryota, Metazoa, Mollusca, Bivalvia, Ostreida, Ostreidae.
UUUCUGGAAUUCCCGCAAAAACGAAAGUAGAUGCACACCUUAUAGAGAAAUUAAAAAGAAACUUGACAGGCGUAACUACCAGGCCAUGAUAAAGAUAUCAUGGAAGGAAAGAAAAAGACAAAAUGUGACAGUUGCGGAGAGAAUUUCGCUUAUUCAAAGGAUAAGGGCUACAUGAUAAUUUUGGACAGCUGCAAACACGCCCUGUGUCCCGAGUGUUUUAGACAGGCUACCAGGACGCGUGAAUGUAUAGCAUGUUUUGUAAAAACGUGUGAUAAGAAAUCGAGUUUCCGGGAUAUCACCAAGAUAAAUUGUGCGUCUCGUAAGAUUGCAUGUGCUUUUUGUGAUGACAUCAUUAAGGGAUGGUGUAUGGAACUGGGUUGUCAUCAUGUUGUCUGCAAUGGUUGUACAAACAUUUCCAGAGAAUGUUCCUUGUGCUCACAAAGAGACGAAGUCCGCAACAGGCAGCGUGUAUAUGCCAAGGACCAGGAUAUUCUCAGAGAUGGGGAUUAUGUUAAGGACACAAAUUUAGACUUGAGUACAGAUUGCCAGUCUUGUCACCGGAACAAGGGCGAAGUCCAGCUUUCUCUGUGCAGUCACGUGGUGUGUUUGGACUGCCUCAGAAAUCCAGCCGAACAUGAGGAAACAAUUAUAAAUUGUCCAUUACAUAAUAUUUGUCAAGAAACGUAUCCAAGUAAUGCUCUAGCACCAUUCCAACCUCAGGCGGACGCAGGACAAAUAUUCGGAAUGCCAUCUGUUGGUCUUACCUGUUAUGCAAGCUGCAUGCUUCAGGUUUUAUGUAGCACCAACUGCUUUGUUCGCUUUCUGGAAAGAAAUGCUCCUAAAAAGGAUACUUGCACGGACCUGUUGUUGGAAAUCUUAACGAAGAACUCAGAGAAGAAACAGGAUAUAUUACACUUACUCGUCUACUUACAGUCAAUAGAUGGGACAUUCGACCCGUAUAAUCAGAAUGACUGUAUGUCUUUUCUCCAUGUGCUGUUGGAUGUCUUGGGAAGGGAUGAAUAUACAAACGGAUGCGGCGGAUACUUUUUCGCUGAUGUCGUGGAUGAAAUAGAAUGUAGAGAAUGCAUGGACAAAGAAGAGAUUGGUUUUCAACGCGUCCUAGGCAUUAACGCUUUAAUAGAAAUAUCUGAGACAUUUGACAUGAAUGAUUUGUACGGAGAAGAACUCUUUGAAAAUGGACCACUUAACUGCCGUCAUUGUGCAAAGAACAGAAAGUUGGCGAAGACCACAAAGUUAGCCAAUUGUCCCGCCGUGUUGCUGUUUCAAAUACAACGAAUUUGUGACGAUGGAAAAGGAUUUGUUAAGAGAACCUGCGACAUUAGAUUCAGUCUGGAUCUUAGAGUAGUGUCUAGAAGUGAGGGAAAUGAUUCGAGAAUGUGUGAGUACAGUCUAUAUGCUGCAGUGUACCACAGCGGAGAUAUAGAGGGAGGGCAUUACUACUGCGCGGUGAAGCGUGGGAUUCAAUGGUAUAUCUGUGACAAUGACCAUAUUUGGAAGUGUUAUGAUAAGAGCGAAAUCUUAAAGUUCGGAGAUAAUGAUGCAUCAGUGGGAGAUGUUAAGAAACCUAUAGCAUCACUGUGUGGUGUACCUCGCCACUGCAUAGAAAUCGUGGACUUGGAGGAGGGACUGGUGUACGAUAAUAGCCGAGAGGUGUCGAGUCUCCCCCGCCCUUUGCAAGUGAUGGUCGGUGCUGACGAGAGACACGUCCCAGGCUAUUUAGUGACGACAGACGUGGAUAUGAUAGAACAGGAUCCUUAUGACGAGGAGCCGAGGCUGAAAAUGUCAUGUGGCCAUGCUAUCACACCAUAUAACUUAUUCGGACACAUGCAAGAUACCCUGAUGAGUAAAGUGAGACAUACCAUUUGUUGCCUUACACCUGGGUGCCUGCAAGAAUGGUCUAUGCGUGAAAUAAAUGACAAAGCCAAUUUAACGGAAGACGAGAGAAUAUUCUUUGAAUACAAGAUCUCCUUGAAUUCGAUUUUGCGAGAGAGUAGCGAGACGUCUGAAUGUCCAAACUGUGGUCAGUUUUGUCAAAGGCAACAGGAUACCAAGGCUGUUCAUUGCACUCGAUGUGCAUCGAGGGGUCUGGGCAAACAGUUUGAUUUUUGUUGGGAUUGUAAAUCUCCUUGGGCGCCAAAUCAUGUAUGUGGAAAUACGGAUCUUGAAGCAAUACAAAAAAUCCUUAACAAUGCACCAAGAAAAACGCUUGAUUAUUCCGAAAUUGAAGGUGUACCAGCGAAAAGACUUUGUCCAAACUGCAGAACUCUAAUUGAACAUGAACAAAUGUGCAAGCAGAUGCAAUGUCCAAGUUGUAAAAUGGAAUUUUGUUUCUCGUGUUUAACACUCUGCAUAAACGGAAUGUUGCAAUGUUCUGAAUAUGACAUGCAAUGCAACAUCGCUCCUGUUCAAAAUGCUUUCUCUUAGAUGAACUAAGAGUAUACACAGAUAUGUAUACAAUAUUUAGCAAUGUACAGUAAAAAUAUCGCGUGUCUGAGAUCAAUACAGGCUAAUGCUUAGUCAUUUGUCCUUUUAAUGGUUGCAUUGUGAUCCGACUGUAAAACUGAAUUUAUGAUGUUGGUUGAGAAAUACAUUUACUUGUAUUUUAUAUUCAAUGUAUAUGAUUAAUAAAUUAUAGUGUGUCAUU